AUGGUGCCCGCCGUCACAGCCAAGUACGACUGGAUUCUGGCCCUUACCACGAUCGCCUUCGUCUUCAGUGCUUUCGGUAACGGAGCGAACGAUGUCGCCAACGCCUAUGCGACCUCUGUCGCCGCCAGGACACUCAACAUGGCCACGGCCGGUGUCUUGGCAAUUUUCACAGAGUUCAUUGGCGCAGUAGCCAUGGGCGCCCGAGUUACGGACACAAUCAAGAAUGGAAUCAUCAACAUCGACCGAUACGAAGGCAAGCCUGGUGCUCUCAUGCUGGUCAUGGGUUGUGCGGAAAUUGGCAGUGCAACUUGGUUGAUGUUUGCCACCAAGAUGGGCUGGCCUGUCUCAACCACGCAGACUAUUGUCGGUGCCCUGGUUGGAGUUGGCUUUGCUUCUCAAGCUUCUAUUUCCUGGGGCUGGUCCAAAGGAAGUGUUUCUCAGGUCGCCGCAUCUUGGGGUAUCGCCCCUCUCGUGGCAGCCGGUUUCUCAGCCGUGAUUUUCGGCACGCUCAAGUACAGUGUGCUCGAGAGGAAGGAUUCUUUUAAGUGGGCAAUGCGAUUGAUCCCUGUUUAUCUCGCCUUGACAGGAGCCAUUCUCGCACUGUUCAUCGUGGUUGAAGCCCCCACGGCUCCAUCCUUGGAAGAAUUCGGUGCCGGCAAAGCCGCCGGUAUUAUCGUUGGAGUAUUCUUCGGCUGUCUCCUCGUCGCUUAUGUGUUCUUCAUGCCUUACUUCAAGCGUCGUCUCAUUCACAAUGACCCCCGCAUCAAGUUCUACCACAUCCCACUCGGCCCUCUCCUGCUGAGAGAGAACCCGCCUUUGUACUUCCCAGGAAAGGGCGACACCGCGGUGACCAGCUACUAUGAAGAUGCCUUCGGCGAAGUGCGCGCCGUGCAGAAAGACGAGGAAAAGCACAAAACCAUCGCAAACGCGGACUCGGUGAUGCCGACGCCCGAAAUCACCGCCCAGACCAAGUCAGAGCAUGUGGGUGACGACGAAGAGAAGAAGCUGGAUUCGGCCAGCUCGUCACCAAACAUCAAACCGCGCAAGAAGCACCUCGAGCCAGUUGAACGUUUCAUAGACCCAGUUCGAGAUCUGUCCUGGACGAACCCUCGAAAGAUAUACGGGUACCUGAAAUGGGUCUUGCUUCAGGGCGUAACGCGCGAUGUGAUCACACAUGACUCUCCCGAAUUGCGAGCCAUUCAUGCUCGCGCACACCGUUAUGACGACCGAGUCGAGCACCUGUGGACAUAUUGCCAGGUUGUAUCUGCGAUGAUGAUGUCGAUUGCCCACGGAUCCAACGACGUGGCCAACGCCGUUGGGCCUUGGGCUGCUGUGUACAGUACCUAUCGUGCUGGAGUUGUCGAGACUGAGGCCCCGACACCUAUUUGGUUCCUUGUCAUUGCAGGUUUGUUGCUUGGUCUGGGCUUUUGGUUUUAUGGAUACCACAUCGUUCGUGCAUUGGGUAACAAGAUCACUCAAAUGUCACCCACGCGUGGAUUCAGUGUUGAGCUCGGCGCUGCGAUCACCGUGCUCCUGGCUUCACGACUUGCAUUGCCUGUUUCCACGACACAAUGCUUGACAGGAGCCGCUAUGGGUGUGGCGCUGAUGAACUAUGAUCUCGGUGCUGUUAACUGGAGGCAAUUAGCCUUCAUCUUUGGUGGCUGGGUCCUGACCCUUCCUUGCGCCGGUUUGAUAUCGGGCCUGAUCUGUUUGAUGGCGCUCAAUGCCCCUCAUUUGUAA
Penicillium olsonii is the source of this 1740-nucleotide messenger RNA. NCBI's taxonomy places the organism in Eukaryota, Fungi, Ascomycota, Eurotiomycetes, Eurotiales, Aspergillaceae. The record is from the annotation of a GenBank genome assembly.